GCAGCGACAGGGAUUUUUUUUUUUUUUUUUUUUUUUUAAAGAUUGUGCAAUAUAAUCCAUCGCAGCAGCGCAUUUGAUGCAGGCUCGGAGACAAAGGAGCAGUAAAGUUGACUGUGGAGCUCAGAGCUGAAAUAAGAAGCUUUAGGAGACUCGUGGUCAGCUCAACGUCAUCGCGUUUCCACCGUUUUCUUUUACGCGCAAAGCUGCAACAGAAAAGUAACUUUGGGACACGUCGCUGCACUGUAUCUCUUAUCAACAACUUUCUGCUGUAUCUGGACUGAUGGUCAGACAUCUCGACUACUGCUGGAUCUAAGCCUUUAACGGUUUCUUACCAAAUAUAGCCACUGUUAAUGCUGGUGUGUCCUUGACGGAGCGGAGCGGUCCUAGAUUGGAUAUUUGCAACGCUGCCAAAGUUUAUAAUUAAAUACUCAGUCAUAUCACUCUGACUUAUUAUAGAGCUCUAUUUACAACGUGGGCUUGUCUAAUUAGCAGAUUACACACUUGAAUCAGUUAGUAUUACAUCCAAUUUAAGAAGCUGGCGUACUUGGCCUCAUAUUUUACUGCCUAUUGUGAACUGAAGCAUGUUUUUAAAAAAUCGCUUUGAAGCCUGACUGCUGUCACCAGAAGCCAUUUUAAGUCUUUGAUUUAAGAGCCUGUCUGAGUCAUUGAACACAGGCUGCCCAACCUGCUCCGUGUGCAGAAAUCCAUUUUUCACUUUUCACUUUUGUUCUCAAAUCCACAACUAUGACUUUUUGUGCGCCUGGCUCAGGGCGCGCUGGAUGCGUCAUGGCUGCGUUUUUCCUCACCACCUGUGUGAUGGUGUUCGGCUUGGUUGGAGCUGAGAAGGCCGAACCGACUCGGGGGAGCCCACCGGCUUUUACCCUGCUCACCUUGAUAACGGGGACCUGCCAGGAGAUCCAGCAGUACGUGGAGUCAGUAGUGGGGACCGGCGUGUUGCGGUCAGCUGUUGAGUUUUUGGAGAUGGUGAUCCGAUUCCUGGCUGAAGGAGCUGCCAGCGGACUGAACGUCAUCGCCGUUUACGUCACAGAGAUCCUUAGAGUCACAGGGUUUGAUGCUGCACUGACGCUGCCCCGCUUCACUCCAGAGGGUGUGACAGCAGUCGCCCAGUGGGGUCUGUUAGCCCUCAUUGGCUACUGGGUGCUGACCAUUGUUCUCCGCUUGCUGAUUGGCCUGAUGAGGCGGGUGUUCUGGAUGCUGAAAACAGUCUUCGCUCUCUGGCUCUUCGGACUGAUGGUGACUGACAAGAAUGCCAGCGCAGAGACCACGGCGGUGCGCCUGGCCGGCCUGGUGCUGGGAUGCGUCUUGUUAACUUUGCUCACGUCCAGCUCUGAAAAGUCUUCUGCAGUGGAGCAUCGGCUGAACAGCCUGGAGGGCCGAGUGAAGGCGGUAGAGAAGAGGAAAGGGGAAUAGUGAUGGGAGGAGGGAAAAGAGGUUGAGAUGGACAAAGGUGAUGGUGACGUUGGUCAUGACAAUAGUAACGCUGAUGGUUUCUAUAUUGUGUCAACGUAUGAUGGGAAUUAAAGUAAUCUCUGGGAUUUUUAAUCAGAAAUGCUUUUUUUUUAAUUUGCCUUCAGAAAAUGCCAAAAAUAAUCAAAUCACAGUAUUUUUACACUAAUAAAAAAGUAAUCAAAGGCUGCAAUAGAAAGACUAGUGUGCACAGAGGAUUUGACAAUUUAAAAUGUCGGGUUUAAAAACUGUCCUCUUUCUGUAUUGUCUUUUCCACAAUUGCAUACAAAUAAAAAUCAAAUAAUUUUUAAAUAAUUGUUCAAUAAAAAGCGUUUCCUGUUGGUGGAAGGACCAGCAUC
Molecule: messenger RNA, 1826 nt
Organism: Scomber japonicus (chub mackerel)
Lineage: Eukaryota; Metazoa; Chordata; Actinopteri; Scombriformes; Scombridae
Product: transmembrane protein 109-like
Exons: 3
Coding region: 745-1431 (228 amino acids)
Biological process (GO): intrinsic apoptotic signaling pathway in response to DNA damage by p53 class mediator; cellular response to gamma radiation
Source: RefSeq, a predicted model, not a curated record